Messenger RNA from Cyphellophora europaea CBS 101466, 2241 nucleotides. RefSeq lists its product as uncharacterized. Gene Ontology annotation, molecular function: chloride channel activity. The transcript has 3 exons. The record is from RefSeq and is a predicted model, not a curated record. Gene Ontology annotation, biological process: chloride transmembrane transport. NCBI's taxonomy places the organism in Eukaryota, Fungi, Ascomycota, Eurotiomycetes, Chaetothyriales, Cyphellophoraceae. The coding region runs from base 1 to 2241 and encodes 746 amino acids. Gene Ontology annotation, cellular component: cortical endoplasmic reticulum.
AUGGCUAAAGACCCCGUCAAGUCCAACUUGGACGUAGAUUAUGUCGUCUCCUUUCGCAUAGAUCCUAAAGACAAGGACGGUUCCGUCAGCCAGUUCAAGCAACUCAUCAGGGCACUCGCCGGAGUUGGCUUGACUACCGAAGUCCGCACGGGAGAUGAGACCUCUCUACUAGUCUUCAUAAAGGCAGCCGAUGAGCAAGUUCUUUCGAAUGUCGUCUAUCGUUCUCGUAUGAAGGACUGGCUCUACGGCAUUCGCCAAGUCCAGCCUGUCCAAGAUACAGUCUCCGCCUUGACUAACGAGCCUUUAACUGACGCUGAGCGACAUCGUCAUAUCUAUCAGAUGAUCACCGCUCUGCCCGAAGAUGGUGGCGCAGGUGUUACGCCCAACUCCGGAGAAUGGAAGAGGGUUGAAGCUGUUUUCCCACUCCAUGACCACGCCAGGAAUAAAAAAUGGCUGUCGGAAUUCUCACGAAAGACUUUCCUCUCGCCUGAAGACCUUGACGAUAUCAAGGACGCCGUUGGUGAGCAGAUUGGUUUCUACUACGCAUUCCUCCAGUCCUACUUCACCUUCAUGAUUUUCCCGGCCGCUUUUGGAUUUUCAUGCUGGGUACUACUUGGCAGCUUCUCUCCCGUCUACGGCAUUGUCAACGUGGUCUGGUGCCUGGUGUUUGUCGAGUACUGGAAGCGUCAAGAGCAGGAGCUCUCGAUUCGCUGGGGCGUCAAAAACGUUUCGGUCAUCCAGGAUAAACGACGCGACUUCGAACCUGAAAAGGUCAUCACUGAUAGCAUCACCGGGGAGAAGAGACCAUAUUUCUCGGCCAAGACGCGACUCUAUCGUCAGCUCCUGCAAAUACCUCUCGCCUUCCUCUGCUUCGUUGGCCUCGGUACCAUUAUCAUCACCUGCUACUCCAUUGAGAUCUUCAUCUCCGAGGUGUACGAUGGGCCAUUCAAAUCUGUCCUCACAUUCACUCCUGUCAUUCUUCUCACACUCGCCGUACCACCGAUGUCUGCAUUUCUCACUUCCUUCGCCGAACGGCUCACUUUCUAUGAAAACUACGAAACCAAAGACGCUCACGACAAAGCCAUGGUCAGCAAAGUCUUCGUCAUCAACUUCAUCACCUCCUAUACUGCAAUAUUCCUCACCGCCUUCGUCUACGUUCCCUUUGCUACAAUCUUGGUACCUUACCUCGACAUUUUCGGUCUCACCAUGAAGCCUUUCGCUGAGAACGAUGCUCAGCUGAAGACACCAGCACCUCAAACCUUCAACAUCAAUCCCAAUCGCCUCAAAAAUCAGAUGAUCUAUUUUGCUGUCACAGCGCAAAUUGUGAACUUCGCCACCGAAACAAUCCUUCCACUAGUCACGCAGAAAGGGCAACAGAAGUACAAAGAGAUGUCCAAUUCCCGCGCCACUCGCCACGGCGGUGCCUCACCGCUUCCCGACGAGAAUGACGCCCCGGAGGAGCGUGACUUUCUGCGCCGCGUCCGCCAUGAGGCCGCCCUGCCCGAGUACGACGUCACCUCCGAUCUACGCGAGAUGUGCAUCCAAUUUGGUUACCUCUCCCUAUUCAGCGUCGUCUGGCCCCUCACGCCGGUCAGCUAUUUCAUCAACAAUUGGAUCGAGCUCCGUGGGGACACUUUCAAGCUCACUACAGAAAGCAAGCGACCAAACCCGGCUAGGGCAGAUUCGAUUGGGCCUUGGUUGAGCAGCCUCGAAUUUCUUGCUUGGUUAGGAAGCAUCACCACGGCGGCGCUCUGCUACAUGUUUAGCGGCAGCGAGGACGGACUGGGACCCGAUGGCCGUCCACAUCUCAUCAAAGGCUGGGCGCUGCUUCUCUGCAUCUUCUGCUCGGAGCACAUUUUCCUCGUCGCCAGGCUCGCGGUGCGCACCGCCUUUGGCAAGCUCGAUUCGGCGAAUAUGCGCAAGGAGCGCAGCGAGCGCUUCAUGGUCCGUCGCAAGUUUCUGGAAGAGGCUGGCCUGGGACACGCGGUGAAACCGCUGGGCGGUAACGGCAGUGGCCCAAAUAGCCCGCUGCGAGCCGUCGCCGAGGAGCAAGGCACGGCUGCGCUGGGGGACAUCACGAGAGCCACGCUGGAAGAGGAUGCGCGUUCUGAAACGUUGACCGAGGGCGGAGACCCGGAGAGCAUGCGGUUCUGGCGUCGGCAGCGUGGCUGGCGCGAAGCGGAGAGGGUGGGCGUCGGAUUGAUGGGGGAUCUGGACUGGGAGGGGAAGAAGGAAAAGUAA